AUGUCUUAUAGAAACCGAGCCUUGAUCUUCACUAAGAUCCCCUCUGGGUUCCCGCUAUCGGGCGAACAUUUGACAGUUAAAGAUGUUGGGCCAUUCGACACAAAUCAAGAUAUACCAGCCGCCAGCCUUCUUCUGCAGACUCUCUAUAUUUCUUUCGACCCCUAUCUCCGUGCCCUGCUGAGACAUCCCGGCAUCAAAUCAUAUUUUCCGCCAUUGUCCGUCGGCGCAGCAUUGCCAUCACUUUCGCUUGCAAAAGUCUUGAGGUCAACUCUCGAUGGCUACUCCGAAGGCGACGUAAUUCGACACAGCUUGCCCGUGCAGGAAUACAGCGUUUUCACACAAGCUCCACACAGUGACACGCCUCAAAAUUUGGACCUUUCCGACCCCGAUACCCCCAAGGAUCUCCGCCACUGGCUCGGCGUAUUAGGUAUGCCCGGCCUUACAGCGUAUUCGUCACUGUAUGAGAUCGGUAAGCCGAAAAGAGGCGAGACGAUAGUCGUGACCAGCGCUGCUGGCGCUGUGGGCCAACUAGUGGGGCAGCUGGCAAAGCACGAGGGCUUGACUGUGCUGGGCAGUGUGGGCUCGGAUGAUAAGCUGGAAUUUAUCACCAAGGAGCUGGGAUUCGAUGGUGGCUGGAAUUACAAGACGGAAAAGGGGUCUACAAAGGAGAUCAUAGAAAGGUUAACUAACGGGACGGGAAUAGACAUCUUUUAUGACAAUGUGGGUGGUGAGCAGCUCGAGGGGGCUCUUGACACGUUGAACUAUUUUGGAAGAAUCGUCGCCUGUGGCCAAAUAAGUCAGUACAAUAUCGAUGCCAAGGACCGCUAUCCCAUUUACAACACGAUGCAAGUCGUCUCCAAGCGUCUGACGAUGACGGGCUUCAUCGUCAGUGAUGACAACAUGGGACUGAAGUACGCUGCCUCUCACCGGGACAAGGUGAGCAAGUGUUUAAAGGACGGCACCUUUAAAGCUAAGGUCCAUGAGACGGUCGGGAUCGAGAAUGCAGCCGAGGCAUUUAUCGGCAUGCUCAAGGGUGAGAAUUUUGGGAAGGCCGUUCUGAAGAUUGAGGUGUAA
Molecule: messenger RNA, 1074 nt
Organism: Exophiala aquamarina CBS 119918
Lineage: Eukaryota; Fungi; Ascomycota; Eurotiomycetes; Chaetothyriales; Herpotrichiellaceae
Exons: 2
Coding region: 1-1074 (357 amino acids)
Molecular function (GO): oxidoreductase activity, acting on the CH-CH group of donors, NAD or NADP as acceptor
Source: RefSeq, a predicted model, not a curated record